AUGGCGUACGGCAAUCAGCUACUCGACGCCUCCGCCCGCGAAUCUCCAGAGGUCUCAUUAUCUGGGUCACUCUCGCCUACAACGCUGGUGGCCACAACAACAGACCAUUAUCCUGCAACCACGGCACCGUGGUCGAGCUACGCAGCCCCUCAGGGUGCGUCGCCCAGCUCAUAUGGCGAUAGCCUUCCGAUGCCAGGCUACGGUUCUGGAGGCGAGUACUACCCGAGUGAGGGAGAAUGGUCAAGAGUGCGGAACUCUUUCUCACGCUCACCAGCAGAGGCCUUUGAUCUCCCACUGCAUGGGGCCUCAAGCGGCGUAGGCUCCCACGGCUACAGCACACCGGGUGACGCGUACAGCUAUGCAUACCCAAGCGAAUUGAACCCUUCAGCAGAGGCGCAUCUCUUAGACCAUGUCGUCAGCAGCAGCACUAGUCGCACCCGGUCAUCGAGGCACCGGGAUUCGGUAUCCUCCUCAAGAUCCAGAAGAGUCAAAUACCCUCUCUCGCCACCCAGCGUGUCGUCGUCGACAAAAUCUACAACUUCCAAGCUUCGAUCCGCCUCGCGGGCCUCGAAAAACACACACCUCAACCCGCCACAGACGGAGGAGGAGCGCAAAAACAGGGCCUCACAUAACCAAGUCGAGAAGCAGUACCGGAAUCGGCUGAACGCCCAUUUCGAGGCACUGCUCAACACUCUUCCAGAGUAUAUGCGCGGUGGCGACAUAGAAGACGAAGAGGGCGACAGAAAGAUCAGCAAGGCAGAGGUCCUGGAAAUGGCUAGGCGGCACAUCACGAGCUUGGAACGAGACUACGCGGCGAUCGAGAACGAAAGGGACGAACUGAAAGACACUGUUGAAAGGCUGAAAUGGAUGUUGACGAGUCGGGGCGACGGCGUCAAUGUGAAGGGCCCAUGA
Molecule: messenger RNA, 912 nt
Organism: Neoarthrinium moseri
Lineage: Eukaryota; Fungi; Ascomycota; Sordariomycetes; Amphisphaeriales; Apiosporaceae
Exons: 2
Coding region: 1-912 (303 amino acids)
Molecular function (GO): protein dimerization activity
Source: RefSeq, a predicted model, not a curated record